Molecule: messenger RNA, 3303 nt
Organism: Epinephelus fuscoguttatus (brown-marbled grouper)
Lineage: Eukaryota; Metazoa; Chordata; Actinopteri; Perciformes; Serranidae
Gene: grb7
Product: growth factor receptor bound protein 7
Exons: 16
Coding region: 209-1849 (546 amino acids)
Biological process (GO): signal transduction
Source: RefSeq, a predicted model, not a curated record
UCCCGCCUCUCCACUCAGAUCAUGUUGUUGGCACUGUGGUAGAGGCACGGCAUCUUGUUGUUUGUUUGCGACACAUCAGAGGAAAACAAAGAGUUGACGAAGCAGCUCAGUUUGGGAUUAAGACGAUGGCAGACAGCUGAAGCCUUCCGCCUGACCACACUGCGUUCACAGCGGCUAAGGAGCCAAACCAAAUAACCCAAACCACCUGAUGACCAGGAAGAGAGCUCAUCUUCUAACGACAGCGAACCGUUAUCACAAACCAGGUAACAUGAUGGAGGUGGCUGGUCCGUGGACAGAAGUAUUCGAGGGCUCGGAGAGGAAGGAGUCGUCUGAUGGAGCAGAGACGCUGCUGGGGAGCUCCACUCUGACUCUGGCUCCUCUGGUGGCUGACUCUCCUUCUGUACGGCGCUCCCAGCCCAUCCUGAUCACUGUGAACAGGACGAAGGGUGUGGAGUCAUUUUCCUCCUCUGUCCCGUCCAUUCCCAACCCUUUCCCAGAGCUGUGCAGCCCCUCCAAGUCUCCAGUGCUCAUCAGUUCACUUCCCUCUCCGUCCGCUAACAAACAUUUGAUAAAGGUGUACGGAGAGGACAGCCACAGCAGGUCGGUGUGGGUGUGUCGAGAGGCCACGGCCCGAGAGGUGUGUCACAUGUUGGUCCAGACGGCUCACUGCAGCGACCAGGAGAACUGGGCUCUGCUGGAGCUCCACCCCACCCUGGGCCUCGAGAGAUGUCUGGAGGACCACGAGGUCAUGCUGGAGGUUCAGGCGACGUGGUCCCUCAAAGGCGACACGAGGUUUGUUUUCUGCAAAAACUACGCCAAGUACGAGUUCUUCAGGAAACCGAUGCUCUUCUUCCCAGAGUGCAUGAUCUCCGACAGCGCCGAUGUCAGCAAGGGGAUGACAUCAUCAGAGCUCAUUCAGAAUCUGCUGAAGUCCGGGACGUGUCCGGAGAUUCAGGGUUACCUGCAGGUCAAAGAGCCCAGCCGCAAAGCCUGGAAGAAGGUCUACUUUUUCCUCCGCCGCUCUGGACUCUACUGCUCCACCAAAGGCUCCUCCAAGGAGCCUCGGCACCUGCAGUACGUGGCUGAUCUGGACGAUUUGAACGUGUACACCGUGGUGAACAGUCGUAAACUCUACGGAGCGCCUUCAGACUUCACCUUCUGCAUCAAGCCCUCCAAAAACCCAGUCCGUGUUCAGGACCUGAAGAUCCUGUGUGCUGAGAACGAACAGAUACGAACGUGUUGGACGUCGGCCUUCAGGCUGUUCAAGUACGGGAAGCAGCUUCAGUGCAACUACCAGUUGUCCAAGUCUGCCCCUCGAAGCCUGGAAGGAUCCAAACUCACAGAGAGCAAAUCGGAGGCGAGCCUGGUGGCCAUGGACUUCUCGGGGAAGGCCGGCGGACGAGUCAUCCAGAACCCAACGGAGGCCCAGUGCGCAGAGAGGGAGGAGGGGCAGGCCUGGAGGCGGAGAGAAGCCCUGAGGUGCAGUCUGCCCAACCUGAACUCUGGAGCCAGACCGUCCUCCAUCCACAAGUCCCAGCCGUGGUUUCAUGGCGGUGUGUCCAGAAAGGAAACACAGAGACUGAUGGAGAAGCAGGGCCUGGUGGACGGGAUGUUCCUGAUCCGUGAGAGCCAGCAGCACGCCCAGUGCUUCGUCCUCUCGCUGUGCUACAAGCUGAAGACCAAACAUUACCUGGUGAUCCCUUGUGAGGAGGGAGGCAGGAAGUACUACACCAUGGACGACGGCCUGACUCUCUUCAUAGACCUGCUGCAGCUGGUGGAGUUCCACCAGAUCAACAAGGGCAUCCUCCCCGUGUGCCUCAAACACCCCUGCGUCUGUGUAGCGCUAUGAGUCCCGCUCAGCUGCGACCUUUGCCCCCGUCGGCCCUGAAUCACACACCUUUGACUCAAGUGUAAAGUGUGAGUCGUCAGAUUGUUUUGUAUCUGUUCAGUUAGACGUGUGGAUGCUGUGGCAGAGCGGUGCAGAGCGUGAUAACAUCAUCAGGCCUGUAAGACGUGCACUCCUGGGAAGAGUUGAAGAAUAUUGUCCGCCCCUCCUCUCUGUAGUAUUUUUAAUUAUUCUGACUACACGUGCAGCCCCAGACAGUGGUUGGUUUUUAUUUUUAAUUAACGAGCUGCCGUCCCCGUGGCGAUGGCUUAAUUAUCCACGUUGGACAGACUGUUAUUGCACUUUGAUUCCGAUCUGUGCAGCCGUGGUGAGAGGUGGAGGACGGGUGGUGUGAUGAGUGCAGGAGGAGGAGGAAGUGUUUGAUUGUGGCUUCAUCAGAUCUCACUGUUGAAGUGAGCGACUGUAGCCAGCAGAGGGCGCUCUGAGUCAAAGCUGGGAAAACAGGACUUCAGAGGGGUUUUAUUUUUUCAGCUGUUUAAUGUAAGAAACAAACACCAAUGUGUUUUGAUAUUGUGAUAUUAUAAUCAUGAAAAGCCCCAGGAUGCGAUCAUGUAGCAUUUAAACUCUCACUCCCUCUGACCAUGUGAUGUUUUGUACAUUAACUCUAAUAUUUGUGCCUCAUAUGUUUGAUUAGAACAAACUUUAAGGACUGUCACCAACUUUCAGCGCUGUAUUUGCACAUGAUGGUGAAGGGAAGCUGCGUUUUCUUCUGAUGCUUAAUCAGCCACAUAUGUAACAUGAUGGACUUUCAUGAGGACGCAUUAAACGUUGUUGUUUUUAACCGAGGAAGACAGUAAGAUGUGGCGAAAGCUCUGGAAAAAGCAAGUAAGUAGAUCUUAAGACUUUUUAGCAACACUUUAUUUUACAGGGCCAAAAUUUCCCAAAUGAUUCCUAAUAAUUUCCCUGGAAGUUUCCUGGUGAUCUCAAAGGCAAACAGAGUCAUUUCUCGUCAGCUCGAAUCUUUAAACAAACAUUUAAAGUCUCCAAUUAUAAGUGAAUAAUAAAACAUAUUUGUUCCUCUUUUCCUUUAAUUUACACCAAAGUUAUUUUUAGGUAAUUUCUUGGGGAUGGAUUGGAAAUGAAACGCCUGCUAAACAAAUCAUUUCUGAUCUUUGUGUCGUCGCCGGCUGUUUAAACAUGUUUCCUUUUACUUUUUGAAUAUUUGCACUUACUGUUUUCUUUUUUAUCAUGAAGAUCCAUUUCUUAAUAUGUCAGCAUAUAAACAAAUAUUGUCUUUAUUCAUUCAGUCCAAAGUUUACUGUUUUCACACUUUUUUAGAAACAAUCAAACAGGGUUUGUUUGUUUUAAACACCUUGAAUGUUUUGUGUCCUUUUCAGACCUGUUUUUAUAUGUUGAAUAAAUAAUUUCAUAUUAAACAUUUGUUCUUAAAUUUCAAA